Messenger RNA from Solanum verrucosum, 1443 nucleotides. RefSeq names its product putative UPF0481 protein At3g02645. The coding region runs from base 1 to 1443 and encodes 480 amino acids. The transcript is spliced from 3 exons. The record is from RefSeq and is a predicted model, not a curated record. Lineage: Eukaryota; Viridiplantae; Streptophyta; Magnoliopsida; Solanales; Solanaceae.
AUGACACACUCCAUUAAGAUUACCUCAAUAAAUAAUCAAAUUCCAAUGGUAACUAUGGAGGAGCCAAAUGAGAUAAAAGAAGGGAAGAAAGUGAUGCAUCAAUUAAUCGACAAAAAGGAAACAAAUGAUCAAGAUCCAUCAGGGUCGCAAACAAAGAAAUGUAUAAAUCAAAUCUUUGAUGAAAUGUUUGAGGAUUUAGACAACUCAUCUAUUAAAUCGUGUAUCAUAUUCAAAGUAAACGUGUGGCUACGUGAAUCAAAUCCAGAUGCUUAUACACCAAAAAUGGUCUCUAUUGGUCCUUAUCAUAAGAAAAAUCCUCAACUUGGUCCAAUGGAAAAGUACAAGCUAUUGUACCUAUGGCGAUUUCUUCAACGAAAAGAGGGGCUUGAUGUGAAAAGUUGCAUCACUUAUUUGGAGCAUCUGAAGGAGGAAGCACUAAAGUGUUACGAUGAUAUAAAAGACCUCGAUACUGAUGGUAGUCAUGAAUUUUGCAAAAUGUUAUUGCUUGAUGGUUGUUUUGUGGUUGAGUUUAUUCGAGAGUGUUCUGAAAUAUAUCCAAAAGGAGAAGAAAAAAUUAUCAGUUUUGUUGAUUACAAAUUUAAUCAAAUACUCCGAGACUUGUUGUUACUAGAAAACCAACUUCCUUUCUUUAUCCUCGACUGGCUUCAUUUAAUUACCAUGCAAGAUGAUGAUGAUGAAUUGUCAUUGGAAGAACUAUCGAUCACUAUGUUUAGUCGUGUUGUUAACUUGGGAUAUAUAUUGACUUGUGAUGAAUACCAUUUGAAGAGAUGUCGAAUUUAUGCAAGUGAUAUGAAACAUUUACUUCAAGUAGUACACGGUGUUUCAUGUCAAAGGAAUUUCAAGAUAUGCUCAAACGAUGACAUAAAGUGGAAUAAGGUCAUGCCAAAUGCAACAGAGCUUUCUGAAGCUGGAGUUAGCUUUGCAAAGGUCAGUAAUAUGACAAGUUUAUUUGAUAUAAAGUUUGAGCAUGGAUUGAUGACAAUACCUUCUCUUCAUGUGGUAGAUAGUACGGAAACCCUCUUGCGAAAUCUCAUUGCUUAUGAGCAACAAUCAAUUGAUUUAGAAUAUUUAUAUUUCAGUGAUUAUGCAACUUUCAUGGAUCAUCUUAUCAACUCAGAUAAAGAUGUGAAAUUACUUCGCCGUAAAGGAAUCAUAAAGAGUUGGAUAGGAGAUGACAAAGAAGUAGCUAGCAUCUUCAACAAAAUGAGAAAUGGGGUCCGUUCUUAUUCAACCUUCUAUUACCACGAACAGUACACAAGAGCAUUUCAACAUUGUAAAAAACCAUGGAGCAAAAUGAGGGCAAAUGUGAUGCACAAUUAUUUUAGUAGGUCUUGGGCAAGAGCUUCAGUUGUGGCAGGCAUUAUACUCUUCAUACUCACAACUAUACAGACUAUUCUAGCUAUCACAAGUGCCGUUAAGUAA